This is a messenger RNA of Scomber japonicus (chub mackerel), 4511 nucleotides long. Its product is annotated as zinc finger E-box-binding homeobox 1-like. Bases 10 to 3849 code for a protein of 1279 amino acids. Lineage: Eukaryota; Metazoa; Chordata; Actinopteri; Scombriformes; Scombridae. Gene Ontology annotation, biological process: regulation of transcription by RNA polymerase II; anatomical structure development. The transcript has 8 exons. The record is from RefSeq and is a predicted model, not a curated record. Gene Ontology annotation, molecular function: DNA-binding transcription factor activity, RNA polymerase II-specific; RNA polymerase II cis-regulatory region sequence-specific DNA binding; ubiquitin binding.
GAGAGGAUCAUGGCGGAUGGCCCCAGGUGUAAGCGCAGAAAACAGGCGAACCCGAAGAGGAGCAGUGUGACAGAAUUCAACAAUGGCUUGGAGGCCAGCUCAGACUCUGAUGACGAGGACAAGCUACACAUCGUGGAGGAGGACAGUCUGCAGGAGCCCGAGGUCGCCGCCGCUGAUGGGACCACACCGAAGGACAGCCAUGACGACGCCAAAACAGUAUUACCCUUCAACGGCUCCUGGAACGGAGUGAAGGAGGAGUGCGUGUCAGAAGAAGAAGAAGGAGAAGGAGUAGAGGGAGAAGAAGAAGGAGAAGAGGAGGAGGUGGUGAAGGAUGCCCUAGUAGAGGAGAUUCUCCAGCAGGGAGACACAGCCGUCAUCUAUCCCGAAGCUCCCGAGGACGAGCAGAGUCCAGCGGAGACGGGAGGCGCUGAUGAAAACGGCACCCCAGAUUCCUUCUCCCAGUUGCACACUUGCCCCUACUGCUCCCGGGGCUACAAGCGCAACGCCUCGCUGAAGGAGCACAUCAAGUAUCGCCACGAGACCAGCGAGGACAACUACAGCUGCUCGCACUGCAGCUACACCUUCACGUACCGCUCGCAGCUGGAGAGGCACAUGAGCCACCACAGGGGCACCAGGGAGCAGGUUUCCCAGACGACAGGAGGAACAGGUGGAACCCGAAAAUUCAAGUGUACUGAAUGUUCCAAGGCCUUCAAAUACAAGCAUCACCUGAAGGAGCACCUGCGCAUUCACAGCGGUGAGAAACCAUACGAAUGCUCAAACUGCAAGAAGCGAUUCUCCCACUCAGGCUCCUACAGCUCUCACAUCAGUAGUAAGAAGUGUGUGAGUGCGGCACCCACGAACGGCGUCACCCGGACAUCGAUCAAGAUCAAGUCCCCUCCCACCACGGCGACCACACCUGUGAUGAUCGCUCCAGCUCGCGUGAUAUUGAAAGAGAAGACUGAAAGCAAACCCCUUCAAGAGCAGCUCCCCGUCACCCAGAUCAAAUCUGAACCUGUGGAAUACGAGUGCAAGCCAGCGACGGCAGCACCGGCAACGUCAACUGGUGCCAACGGAGUGGUAAACGGAGGGACGGCGACGCCUGCUGCGGUUCAGGCUGCAACGCUGCCUCAGGGCGUGGCUAUGGUCGUACCCACAGUCGGCCUGAUGUCACCCAUCAGUAUCAAUCUGAAUGACUUGCAGAAUGUGUUGAAGGUGGCCAUGGAUGGGAAUGUGCUCAGGCAGGUGAUGGGUACAGCCAACAGGGUGGUGACGCAGGGGAAGCAGGGAAUCGUAGUCCAGCAGCCCCAGCAGCAGAUCAUCAGCCUGCCGGCCUUUGUGGAUCACGAUGGCACCACAAAGAUCAUCAUCAACUACAGCAUCAGCCCUGCAGCUGCCACCACUGCCACUACCCACCCUGCACCUUUUAUCGUUAAAAACAAUCCUCUUCCCCCUCCUACGGUUACCAGCGCUGCAGCCCCCACCCCCACCAAAACAGAUAGACCCCAAACCCCUGAGGUGGCUGACCUCACCAUUGUCAAGGCAGAGCCAGAGCCAGAACCUGUCACGGUGACGGAGUCGGAGGCAUCCACACAGACAGGAAAAGGAACUGUUAAGACUUCAAAGACUUCACACACUGAAAAAGCUCAGAUGCCAAAACCCAACAGCUCCAGUACGUGUUUACUAUGUGAUGACUGUCCUGACAACCUGGAGGCAUUGCACCUGCUCCAGCAUCGCAAAGCAGCCAACGGGGAGGCUGUCGACUCCGCCGCCCUCGACCCCUCAUUCGCCGCUCUGCUAAGCGAAGCGGGGGUGACGCUGGAAGAACCGCCUGUGGAAGACCUCGUCUCACUCCUCAAGACGUAUUUCGCCUCCAACGCCAACCCCAGCCAGGAGGAGCUGAGGAAGAUCUCAGAGUCUGUCAGUAUUCCCGUGGAGGUGGUCAGAAAGUGGUUUGUUAAGAUGAACUCUGGGAAAAAUGCGAGAAAAUAUCGCAAAGAAGCAGCGCUUUCCAAAAAGACUGAAAUCACAAAUUCCAAUUCAGAGGAUGCUUCAAAUCAGAAUGGAGAGACGAUGCAGGACACCAAACUAGAGGAAUCUGCCAAAGUCUCAACAGAAUCUGGAAGUGCUUCCCCUUCAUCGCCACUAAGCCUCAACACCGGUGACCUCGUCAUCGUUAAAAGCGAACCAGAAGACCCAGAGGCUCUGGACUCCCAGGCAGAGCCCCUAGACCUCUCCCUUCCUAAACACCUUGCAGCAUUGGCAACUACGAGGACAACACCCCCCCUCAAACAACAGGAACACCCUCUGAACCUGACCUGCCUGAGGAAGGAGCAGCUCGAGGGUCAAACCAUCUUUGUGAACACACCUCAGACCGGAAGACCUGUCAACAUCGUCACCGCCGCACAGCUGCCCACCCUGGUGGCCAUCGCUGGUCAGGGCACGGUGGGCUGUCUCAGCGCCAUCAACACCACAACGAAGCGAACCAUCCUCAUCCCCCAGCUCACUUACACCUACGCUACUACGGCCGGCAGCACCACUGAAGCAAAGACUGUCGUACUUAACGGACAUAAGCCGGAGAAGAGACCGGACAGCAGCUCUGAUGGCAAUUCCACGGUGGAGGAGCAGCACGAGUUGGCUAUUAUCAAGAAGCGGCGGCUGGAAAACGGCGUGUACCCCUGUGAUCUUUGCUCUAAGGUCUUCCAGAAGGGCAGCUCCCUGCUCAGGCACAAAUAUGAACACACAGGAAAACGCCCCCACGAGUGCAACAUCUGCAAGAAGGCCUUCAAACACAAGCAUCACCUGAUCGAACACUCGAGGCUGCACUCGGGUGAAAAACCGUACCAGUGCGACAAGUGCGGGAAGCGUUUCUCUCACUCCGGCUCUUACUCCCAGCACAUGAACCACCGUUACUCCUACUGCAAGAAGGACGGGAUGAGCGCGGGCUCCGGCUCGGGUCCUGGCCUUUUCCAGUCGGAGCUCAGCAGCCCCGGAGCUGGACCGCAGUCGGACAGCCGGACCACGACCCCGCCCUCCCAACUGGACUCAGACGAGAGGGAGAGCGAGGAGGAAGAGGACGACGACGACGAGGCCAUGUGCAUGGACGACAUCCGGGUGGUGCAGGUGGACGACGGCGAGUGCGAGAUCUACGAGGGUAAUUUUGAGGAAUUCGCUGGCGAGGAAGAGGUGGUGGUAGAGAAUGAGCCAACAGGAGAAGGAGAAGAAGAAGAAGAAGAGGCAGCAGAGGGAGAGAAGGCGGAUGAGGAAGAGGAAGAGGAAGAGGUCGUUUCUGAGGUGGUGAAAGUCAAACUGGUGGACGACCAGCGAGAGGAUGAGGAAGAGAUGGAGGAAAUAACUGAAGAGAUGGAGGAAAUAACCGAAGAGAUGGAGGAAAUAACCGAAGAGAUGGAGGAAAUAACCGAAGAGAUGGAGGAAAUAACCGAAGAGAUGGAGGAAAUCACCGAAGACAUGGAGGAAAUAACCGAAGAGAAGGAGGAAAUAACUGACGAAAAAGAGGAAAUAACUGAAGAGAAGGACGAAAUAACUGAAGAGAAGGAGGAAAUAACUGAAGAAAAGGAGGAAAUAACUGAAGAGAAGGAGGAAAUAACUGAAGAGAAGGAGGAAAUAACCGAAGAAAAGGAGGAAAUAACCGAAGAAAUGGAGGAAAUAACCGAAGAAAUGGAGGAAAUAACAGAAGAAAAGGAGGAAAUUACCGAAGAAAAGGAGGACACAGCAAGUGAAGAGACAGAGGAGACGGCAGACUGUGAAGCAGAUACGGACAAAAGCAUCAGGGAGGACGCGGACAGCGGCGGCGGCGACCCCACAGAGGAAGCGGUGACAGACGCCAAAUAAAAAAAGAGGAAAAGAACAUUUCUUCGGGACAGUUCGAAAAAGUGUCGAUCAUCCGCGUCGAGUUAAAUGAAGACAAAACCGCAUCUUGCCAUCAGAAGGAAGUCAUGGCGGCGGUUGCCUGAUCUUAACGGUCCACUACUGUGUACAAAAACCCAGGUGUGCCUGAACUUGAAAAAAGAAAAAAAAAACAAGAAAACAGUGACUUUUUUUUUCUUUUCUUUCUUGUGGAAAUAUCAGUGUUAAAAAUUGUUUAUAGAAGUACAGAUUUUAAAGCCGAACUCUCCCACCAACUUGUUAGAACUUGUUACUGAGACAUCCCAGGUUGUUUUAUUGAUUGAUUGUUUUGUUUGUUCGUCUGUUUUCAUUUGAUCAGUGUUACUAAUCUUGUUCUUGUUUGAAAACAUUUUAACCUGUAAAGAUGAGAAAGAUUUCUAUACCUUUUUAUUGCCAAUGAAGUUUCCUAAAUCAGUAUUUUAUUGAGUUCUACGAACAAAAACCUCUGCACUACAGUAUUCCUGGUUUACCUAUGGAUACAUGCCUCAUGCAUCGUAUGCCCUUCAGUGUUAUAUACAUACACUAGCUAGCAAGAUGUUGUCUGUGUUAGUGUUAUGUUAAGUCUUUUGCUAGCUAGCAUUACGUUUGUUUUCAGUUUGACUGUUAGC